CGAAAUGCGACUCUGAGACUAUCCCAUUCAGAUAUAGUUACCCCCCUCCAUCCCCAAGUAAAACCAGUGUAAACGAGAAAAUGAAAGGAGGAAUAGAGCUGGUUUUCAUCCCGGCCCCUGGAAUGGGCCACCUUCUCUCCGCCAUCGAAAUGGCCAAGCUCCUCCUUCAGAAACGCCGCCCCGAUGAUCUCUCUAUCUCUGUAUUGCUCAUGAAACCUCCCUUCGGUUCCAAGCUUAGCUCCUACAUCGAAUCUCUUCUUUCAGCCAACGCCGAAUCGUUAUCCGGAUUGAAGUUCGUGCUUCUCUCUGCUAUGACGGGGACGGAUAACACUAAAAGGACCCCCUUUUUCAGCUCCUUAAUCGAAUCUCACAAGCAAAGCGCGAGUGAAAUUGUCCGCGGAAUCCAGACCCAGACGGCUUCCGGCGGCACAAGGCUCGCCGGAAUUGUUGUAGACAUGUUCUGUGUGGGAAUGAUGGACGUGGCCGACGAGUUUGGGAUUCCGGCGUACGUAUUCUACACUUCCGGGGCCGGAAUGCUCGGACUUCAUCUCCAUCUUCAGAGUCUCAGAGACGACCAUGGAAAAGACGUCACCGAGUUCAAGGAGUCGGACCCAGAUCUGGAAAUCCCGACUUAUUCUAAACCUUUCCCUGUAAAGCUUCUACCAGCUGUUGCGCUGGACAAGAGCGGCGGCGGCGCAGACUCGUUUUCGGAUUUUGCAAAGAGAAUCCGGAAGGCGAAGGGCAUAUUGGUAAACACGUUCCUUGAGCUUGAACUGCACGCAAUUGAAUUUCUGCGCCGAGAAGAAGGGAGGAUCCCACCCGUGUACCCAGUGGGACCCGUACUCAACCUGCAAGGCGAAAAGAACGGAGAUCCCGGCGAAGAAAUCUUGAAAUGGCUUAACAGCCAACCGGAUUCUUCGGUGGUGUUCCUCUGCUUCGGAAGCGGCGGCAGUUUCCCGGAGCCUCAAGUGAAGGAGAUCGCCCACGCGCUCGAGCGCGGCGGCCAGAGGUUCCUGUGGGCCCUGAGGAAGCCGCCGCCACAAGGAGCCUUCUACCCCACCGACCUCAACAACCCGGAGGACGUGCUGCCGGAAGGUUUCUUGGAAAGGACGAAAGACAUCGGAAAAGUGAUCGGGUGGGCGCCGCAAGCCGCCGUGCUAGCCCACCCCGCCGUGGGGGGCUUCGUGUCGCACUGCGGAUGGAAUUCGACACUCGAGAGCGUUUGGUUCGGGGUUCCCAUGGCGACUUGGCCUAUUUACGCAGAGCAGCAGGCGAAUGCUUUCCAGUUGGUGACGGAUAUCGGGAUGGGAGUGGAUCUUAAGUCGGAUUACAAAAAACCAAUUGGUUCUGAAAAAGUUCCCGAGACGGUGGAAGCAGAGGUGAUAGAAGCCAAAAUUAGAAAGCUGAUGGACCCUUCAGCUGCUAGGAAGAAGGCAAAAGAACUUAAAGAAAAAAGUAGAGAGGCGGUGGAGGAGGGUGGCUCGUCCUUCAACUUUCUUGAGGCUUUCUUCCAUGAAGUCUUUAACAACUACUAACCUGCCUCACUCGCUGUGAUACAUCCUCUCAAAUACAUUGUCAGAUCGGGGCGUGAAAGAUCUUGGGAUUCAAGUUUCUCCGUGUUUUUUUUUUCCAUUAAUUUCCAAUAAUGUUAAACUUUGUUAGGUUUGUCUAUAAAAAGGAAGAUACGGAUAAGGGAGUCUCAAUUUAUUUAGAGCCCGUUUGGUAGCACGAAAAUCGGCUGUUUUGGCUGUUUCUGCUGAAAUUUAUGAAGUUCUGGCUGAAGUGGCUGUUUUGGCUGA
Cuscuta epithymum is the source of this 1799-nucleotide messenger RNA. The record is from the annotation of a GenBank genome assembly. NCBI's taxonomy places the organism in Eukaryota, Viridiplantae, Streptophyta, Magnoliopsida, Solanales, Convolvulaceae.